AUUCGGGUACAUACCUUCAAAGGAAAUAAUAUCUAGACUCUGUGUGAAGGUACUGUGUUGCAGACCGGCGUUCCACUGAGAUCGACUGACUGAUUGUCAGUUUAUAGCAACGUGUUUUGUGUGACCGAAAAAGGGUGAUAUUUCAAAGGUUUUGUGUCUAUUAUUACAAUUUUAAACCAGUAUGGCCGCAAUGUCAGUCAUAGGUAUUGAUUUCGGAAACGAAUCGUGUUAUAUAGCUGUUGCAAAAGCAGGUGGGAUUGAGACAAUAACUAACGAUUACAGUCUUAGGGGUACACCGUCAUGUGUUGCAUUUUCACCAAAGAACCGAAUAUUAGGUGUAGCAGCCAAAAACCAAAUGGUAACAAAUAUGAAAAACACUGUAUUUGGUUUUAAAAGACUUUUAGGUAGGAAAUAUUCAGAUCCACAUGUGCAAAAAGAGCUGAAACACUUCCCAUUCAAGGUUGAACAGAGAACUGAUGGUGGAAUUGGCAUUAGGGUCAACUAUCUUGGUGAAGAUAAUGUAUUUAGCCCAGAGCAGAUUACAGCAAUGCUGUUCACAAAGUUGAAAGAUGUAGCUGCUACUGCAUUACAAACUCAGGUUAAUGAUUGUGUCAUAUCAGUACCUAGUUACUUUACUAAUGCAGAGAGGAAUGCUUUAUUAGAUGCUGCAACAAUUGCAGGUCUCAAUGUAUUACGUCUUAUGAAUGAGACCUCUGCAACUGCACUUGCCUAUGGUAUUUACAAACAAGAUUUACCUGCACCUGAAGAAAAACCUCGAAAUGUAGUUUUUGUUGACUUUGGUCACAGUUCCCUUCAGGUGGCAGCAUGUGCUUUUAAUAAGGGUAAAUUAAGGGUGCUAGCCACUUCAACAGACCCUUUCUGUGGUGGAAGAGACAUUGACAUGGCAUUAGCUGAAUAUUUCUGUCAAGAUUUUAUGACUAGAUAUAAACUCGAUGCCAGGAAAAAUCAAAGAGCUUUCCUUCGGCUUUUACAAGAAGUAGAAAAAAUUAAGAAGCAAAUGUCUGCAAAUAGCACUCGUCUGCCUUUGAACAUUGAAUGCUUUAUGGAGGAACGUGAUGUUACUGGGGAAAUGCAACGUCCUCAGAUGGAACAAAUAUGUACUGAGACUUUCAAUAGGGUCGAAAGGACAUUAAGAGGCAUUUUGCAUAAUGCCAAAUUGAGACCUGAAGAUAUAAACUCAGUGGAAAUUGUAGGGGGUUCUACAAGGAUUCCUGCAGUUAAAAAUUUGAUUGAACAAGUUUUUGGCAAGCAAGCAUCAACAACACUUAACCAAGAUGAAGCUGUAUCCCGUGGUUGCGCAUUGCAAUGCGCGAUGUUGAGCCCCGCCGUACGCGUGCGGGAGUUCAACGUGACCGACGCGCAGCCCUACGCCGUGCGUCUCGCCUGGGACGCUGCAAGAGGAGAGGAUGGUGACAUGGAAGUUUUUCCAGCAUUCCAUGCCGCACCAUUUUCCAAGAUGCUUACUUUCUAUAGAAAAGAACCAUUUUCAGUUAGUGCUUACUAUUCCGAUCAAGUGCCCUAUCCUGAUUCUUUCAUUGGACAAUGGAACAUUAAAGAUGUUCAAGCAACAGCUGAAGGGGAGUCACAGAAAGUUAAACUUAAAGUACGAGUAAACAUUCACGGAAUAGUCACGGUUGCUUCUGCAUCUUUAGUGGAGAAGAAGCAAGAUUCUUCUCCAAAUGAAAAUGUCGAGAUGGAAAAUUCCAAUGACAACGCGCAGGGCACUCAAGACGCCCCGAUGGAGACUAACGGUGGUUCCCAAGAACAACAACAACAACAAAACGGGCCCGAUAACCAAGAGGUGAGAGAGGAUGAAAUGAAAGGAGAGCCGCAACAAAAACAAUCGUGGACACAGAGAGUAGGACAGUGGUUCAGCGGGGAAAACAAUGAUGACAAAAAGGAUAAAUCGAAAGAUAAAUCCAAGAAGGUUCUUGUAAAAACUAUUGAAUUACCUAUAGAUGCACGAACUCAUGGAUAUGCUCAGCAUGACCUGAAUGCUUACAUGGAGCAAGAGGGUAAAAUGCAAGCUCAAGAUCGCCAAGAAAAAGAACGUGCGGACGCACGUAACGCUCUUGAAGAAUAUGUUUAUGAACUUCGUGGAAAGCUGUCUGAGGGUGAGAUUCUGCAUGACUUCGUAGCUGAAGAGCAACGUCAACGACUCGUCAACCAACUUGAUUCACUGGAACAGUGGCUGUAUGAUGAAGGCGAGGAUCAAAAUCGACAAGUUUACAGUGAUAAAUUGGGAGAAUUGCGAACAGAAGGGGAACCCAUAAAACAACGGCGACUUGAAUUUGAACUUCGCCCCGGAGCUCUAGACGACUACGCUCUCGCUAUUCAAUUAACUAACAAGGCAGUUGACUUAUAUAGAUCUGGUGAUGCAAAGUACGCGCACCUGACCGAAGCCGACAUUCAGAAAGUUGUGGAUGCUGCUAAAAACGCGCUGACGUGGUUGGAGAACGCCCGACAGGCAUUGGCCCACGCGCCCCGACACUUGCCGCCGCCGCAUACCACGCACCAAAUUCGACAGGAGAGACAGACUUUCGAAAAUACGGUAAACCCUAUUUUAAACAAACUCAAGCCUAAAGAGAAGACUCCACCACCAGCUAAUCCCACCGCGGGCGACGGCCAGCCAGCCGACGCAUCAUCGCAGGAACAAAUGGAUGUUGAAUGAACACACUGUCUUACUCACAUUUACAUACACACACAGCUAAAACUGAAUAACAACAAGACUUUAGACAGAAGCCUUCACUCCACGACUAAGCUAAACAUGCUGCCGAUUGUUACCACAAUUUACAUGAAGUGGCAUUAUUGUUUUGACUGUAUUUUUCGAAUAAACAGGAUGAACAAUUCCAACUUAUAUAACAUUUUUCAUUGAAUCUCUAAGUAGGUAAAAGUAAUAAUAUUUCAAUACAAACAAGAGAUGAUUAAUAUUUAAUAACCUAUAAUGCCAUUUGAAUGUAAUAAUAUUUGCUUAAAAUCAGAAAAUCAAGAUACACAAGUUAAGCCUGAAGUUGUUAUUUAGUUGUCUGGACCCUUCAUAACUAGCUUACCAAUAUUCACAUCUCAUAGGUACAUACAAUUAUACUAAAUUAUUGUUUUGAAUUUAACACAUGAUAAAUAUAAAUUGUGAUUUAAAAAAUAUAUAUUUGUUGAGACAAAUAACUGUUACUUUAACAUAGCGCAUUUCUAAUAUAGUACACUGGAUAGUAUUAAUUAUUUACUUUUUUUGGUUUAUGUAUUUUUUUGUACUGUUGCUAUAUGUUUUCAUUGUGAUAAAAACCGAAUAAAAUAUUUUGCUGAAUAAACGUAAGCAAUUAUAUGUAAUAUGAAAUUUUGCUUACUGCUUCAGUCAAUACUAUAGCAUAAUUCUGUUUUGGUCAUUUUAGCUAAUUAUUAAAUUAAUAUAACUUAUAUUGUGUCUGAAGUUUUCUUUUAUUAUUUUGGCAUUGCGAUACAUUAUUUAAUAUAUAAUUAUAUUGGGAUUUAUUAAAUAGCCUUGAUGAUAGCUAUGAAGUUACACUUGUUAACAUGAUUAAAGCAUCAAAAGAAAUGAUAUAGCUUAUUAAAUUUGUAUAUUGAUUUCAAUGAAGAAGUAGUGAUAUAAAUAUUAUUAUGACUACUAACAGCAAUAAAACGUUUUUUGCCUUUAUAAUAUAAACAUAUUAAUAAACUCAAAAUUUUCACUCAUUUUAAAUAAAUGGUUUUAUUGCGUGAUAAUGAAAACAGUAUUCUUAUUAAUAAAAUCGAUGCUGCAAUUCUCAUAUACCUUUUUUUAAUCAAUAAAGGUAAACUAAACUACAACUAACAAAGUACUACUUAUUAAUAUUACAUUUCUUGUGAUAGUUAAAUCUGAAAUUUGUUUCAUCAACUACAAUUAUAUCGCAAUAAAACCAAAUAUUUAAAACAAUUAUAUACAGUAGCAAAAGUUGCAAAUUGUAUUAUUAUUAUAUGCCACAGAAACAAAAAAUAAUGUAAGAUAGUGUAGCACUGGCGUGCGUUGUAAAUUAAUGGUCGAACCAUUGUAACAUUACUUGUGCAUUAAAAAUGUUAAAGCUUAGUAAAAUGAUGACUUAACAA
Molecule: messenger RNA, 4098 nt
Organism: Nymphalis io (European peacock)
Lineage: Eukaryota; Metazoa; Arthropoda; Insecta; Lepidoptera; Nymphalidae
Gene: Hsc70Cb
Product: 97 kDa heat shock protein
Exons: 15
Coding region: 182-2692 (836 amino acids)
Biological process (GO): protein folding
Cellular component (GO): cytosol; nucleus
Molecular function (GO): ATP-dependent protein folding chaperone; ATP binding
Source: RefSeq, a predicted model, not a curated record